GCCAAAUCUUGGAAGCCGUAGAGCUCCGAUCCAUAGCGAAAACAACCUGAAAAUUGCUCUGCGACAUCAACCCAUCACUCAAUUGCCCGCUCAGCACACCACGGGUACCCCGAGAGUCCAUCCCCCGAAUCUCCCGGCCAUAUCAGGAUAUAAUGUCGUUGUCAGCGUCUCGCGCCGUGCUCCGGCAAUCGGCCAAGUUCACCGUCCGCAACGGUCGCCGAUGCGAAUCCACGACUGCUAAAGCCACCGAGGCCGCAAAGGACACCGCGUCCAAGGCGACCGAGCAGGCACAGAACUUCCAGUCGAAGGCUUCUGAGGGUCUGUCGAGGGUCUCUGCCUCUGCUGGACCGGCUAUUAGCGGUGCCGUGAAGGGCCUGGGUAACACCCUCGGGAAGAUUGGUGGCCGCACAGGAAGGCUUAUUGCUUUCGUCGAGAGACAAAUUCCUCCAACCAUCUACUACGCCCGCGUCGGCCUGGAACUCUCCAAGCUCGUUUUCCAGGCGCAAAAGAUGGCACCACCACCUCUCGCAACUUUCCAAUCCGCCUUCCAGCAAGUCGUCAAGAACAGCAGAAACCCAUCUGCGUUCUUCCCUAACGCGUCCGUGAACUCCGUCCGCAACAUCAGCUGCGCCCAGAUCGCCUCUGGAGCUGUCAUCUUCGCUGAGGUCCUCGGCUUCUUCACCGUCGGAGAGAUGAUCGGCAGGAUGAAGCUUAUCGGAUACAGGGGAGAUACUGGUGCAAGCCAUUAGGAGGCUCUUGAUAUGUACUCUUGAGUCUGCGUUGGUUUGGGUGUUUAGAAGGCAGUGGUAGAGAUGGAAGAUGUCUGUUUUUACGUUGGAGAGGGGAGGGAAGAAAGGAUGGAACGAUAGAUGGGAGACAUCGGGCUCAGCAUUGCACAUACUCUGCGGCCAUUUUUCUUGCGUCAUUGUACACUAAAAGACAAUUGAAUUAUCGUAAUGCUAUAGCCUCUAGAUGUAGCCUUCUGGCGAAUAUAAAUCGUAG
This is a messenger RNA of Pseudogymnoascus verrucosus, 1002 nucleotides long. RefSeq lists its product as uncharacterized. Bases 153 to 749 code for a protein of 198 amino acids. The transcript has 3 exons. Lineage: Eukaryota; Fungi; Ascomycota; Leotiomycetes; Thelebolales; Thelebolaceae. Gene Ontology annotation, molecular function: proton transmembrane transporter activity. Gene Ontology annotation, biological process: proton motive force-driven ATP synthesis. The record is from RefSeq and is a predicted model, not a curated record.